GCACUAUAGACUGUCUUUUAUUUUUAUUUUUUAUAUGUGAGAUUUGACUGGACACUGAGAAAACUUAUGUGGGUAAGGAAGCAAGUGUUGAAACGGGAUCAGGUUAGCAGUUGAUACUGUUUGGAUUUUUUAUAUUUUAUGGGCGCUUAGUUGAUCUGCAUUUCUCUAAUGCCAUGCUGUUUUGAGAUUUUUUGGCAGCAAUGCUGUUGAUGAAAAUGUCCAUAUUUUUUUUUUCAAAGUGAGCUAUUGUGUUUGAGUGUUUGAAGCUGUGAUUUAUUGGCCUUCUGAUGCAAAAGCUGGUUUUAUUAGGUGAUUCUGGUGUUGGUAAAAGCUGUAUUGUUCUUCGCUUUGUUCGUGGCCAGUUUGAUCCAACAUCCAAGGUAACUAUUGGAGCUUCAUUUUUGUCACAAACAAUAGCUUUACAGGAUUCUACAACAAUUAAAUUUGAGAUAUGGGAUACUGCUGGACAAGAAAGGUAUGCCGCACUAGCACCACUAUAUUACAGAGGUGCUGCAGUUGCAGUUAUUGUGUAUGAUAUAACAAGCCCAGAGACAUUCAACAAAGCACAGUAUUGGGUUAAGGAGCUAAAAAAACACGGGAGCCCUGAUAUAGUCAUGGCGUUAGUAGGUAACAAGGCUGAUCUUCAUGAGAAGCGAGAAGUACCCGCUCAAGAUGGCAUUGAAUAUGCGGAGAAGAAUGGGAUGUUCUUUAUUGAGACAUCUGCAAAAACUGCAGAUAAUAUAAAUCAACUGUUUGAGGAAAUUGGUAAGCGACUCCCACGCCCUUCCUCAACAUGACAGUGGACCCUUGAAACUGAAUUAACUAGAUUGCCUCAAAUGUUACAAGAAAACCACUUGCCUGUGUCAACUUUGUGCAUAUCUUGGUAGUUGCUCUAUUCUGUGAUUUGACUGUUACUCAAGUUGAAAAUCUACAUCCCCGGUUAUUAUCAUGAAUAACACAUACAGCGUGUUGACUUGCAGUCCACAAGUUUAUGGUGGACAACUAUGUGAAAGGACUGCAUAACACUGUUACUGAGUGUUUCAAAUGUUGUAGUUUUCGGGUAA
Populus euphratica (Euphrates poplar) is the source of this 1064-nucleotide messenger RNA. Its product is annotated as ras-related protein RABF1. The coding region runs from base 288 to 797 and encodes 169 amino acids. Gene Ontology annotation, molecular function: GTPase activity; GTP binding. The record is from RefSeq and is a predicted model, not a curated record. Lineage: Eukaryota; Viridiplantae; Streptophyta; Magnoliopsida; Malpighiales; Salicaceae. The transcript is spliced from 7 exons.